Messenger RNA from Cylicostephanus goldi, 621 nucleotides. NCBI's taxonomy places the organism in Eukaryota, Metazoa, Nematoda, Chromadorea, Rhabditida, Strongylidae. The record is from the annotation of a GenBank genome assembly.
AUGCCGCUUCGUAAUCGAGGAGACGACAUCCCGUCGGAUGUCCGGGACGAAGCGAUAGAAGGAUGCGCAAGUUUCUUUGCCUUCGAUGUCGUGGACACGGAAGAGGUGAUGAAUACUUACGAGCAGCGCAUAAAGGAACUGGAAACCGAGAACACGCUACUAAAGACUUUUAAUCAGAUGAAGGAAAUCAUUGAAGCCGUUGAACAGGGGAAGAUGAUACAGUGGUACGACUCUUACUCGGACACAUGGAGAGAUUUCGAUUUCAAUCGUAACAACUUAAACUUCAAUUUUAUCCAUCGCAUAAAGCCGGAGGAACCGGAGGAACCGGAGAAGCCCACCCUUGCUGAAUACUGCAAGGGCAUCAAAGAGAAAACCGAAUACUACCCGUAUGUCGUGCACCCCAAUGACAGGGUGAUGAAUGUUGAAGAAGCACAUUGGGGUAUCAGUGUUCCCGAAAAGGUAUUACUUACCUUCAGUAUGGACCUCAAUGACCGCAAGUACACGUUCGUGGUGCUCCCGACGUGCAGUGCCAUAGUCAAGGAUAUGCUCCACCAUUACGCAGACUAUCCUCGCGAGCUCGCCAAUAUUGUCUUCAUCACUGACGAGAAGGUGGUAGUAUGA